Molecule: messenger RNA, 264 nt
Organism: Diabrotica balteata
Lineage: Eukaryota; Metazoa; Arthropoda; Insecta; Coleoptera; Chrysomelidae
Source: the annotation of a GenBank genome assembly
AUGGUCAAAAAUAAAAAGAUGAAGAAAGUAAAAGAAGAAAAUGAAUCUUCAGAUUUCUCAAACGUUCCUUAUGAUGAUAAUUCAGAUAUGGAUACCGAUCAAGAAAGUGACGCAGAGUGUAUGUUCUGCACUGAACAUUAUUCAAAGGAACAACAUGCAGAAAAGUGGGUACAGUGUUCAAGUUACUUCAAAUGGUCACAUGAAGAGUGUGCUGGCAGUGACAAAAUGAACACUAACAUAAUAAUAUGUGAUUUUUGUAUUUAA